Messenger RNA from Haemonchus placei, 1134 nucleotides. Lineage: Eukaryota; Metazoa; Nematoda; Chromadorea; Rhabditida; Trichostrongylidae. The record is from the annotation of a GenBank genome assembly.
AUGCAACAGCUUGACCUUUACAUUUUGGUAUAUACUGGUGGUCAUGACGAGUUGUACUCAAGGAUAAGGAGCUUGUUAUCUCGGUUGAUAUCAGCGGAUCGUUACACGGUAUUUCACCUCUCACCAGAAGCAAUGAAAAAGCAGCCAUGGAUAGAACCAACUACGGCCUGUUUGAUUGUUGCUGACACAAAUGAAAUGGACGACCACUCUUGGUCUAAUAUGCAAUUAUAUUUUAACCAGUCUGGAAAAAUCAUAUUUGUGUGUCAAAAUCGCUUACUUGCGAGUCUAACUACAUGUGAGUCAUCCAAGAAGCAGGCUGACAUGAUAAGGAUGGCGUUUGGAUCUCGGGAUAGCAUAUCUAUGGGAAAGGAUUUUGAGAAUUUUCUUAAAAAAUCACUGAAAACCUUGUCGAAACAUGGCCAGGUGAACAACACCUUCCAUUCUAAAGAUUUCGCUGGUGGAAUGAGUUAUUCUGUAGUUCUCACCAAGGUUAAAGAUACGCCUUUAUAUUUGUACAUGGAAAAUAGCGCCCAUCAAGCUUCGGCCAUCUUCUCUGAUGCCACCUCUGAGCAGUUGCUUGCUCCUGGUAGUCGAAUACUGAGUGAUUCACUCUCUCGUGUUGGUGUAACUGUUACUGAAUGCACUCCGCCGGCACUUACUGCAGGUGUCAUGACGGCUGCUGAAGACUCAAUCAUUGAGAACAUGCUGGGAGUUCGUUACGGUGAAGAAGUUGGUCAGAUGCCAAAGCUGUUCCUUCGCAAAUCCGAGAAAGUGGCCGAGCAGGGUUUGCCGGAUGUCACCGAGACUCUUCUUCCUAUCGAAGUUACAUCAAGAUCCUCCAUUCGCCCUGAUAUUGGAUUUGAUUUUUCAAUGUAUUUCUCUCGCCUUCGUACGCGAAAUUUAGGCCGCGUUAUAGUGUAUGUUCCUGUUGCCACAACUACCAUGGAUAUUAAUGCAAGUCGAGAGGAAGUGACAAUAGAGCACUUGUCAGAAAAGGGUAUCAUCCGUGGGCUGGAUAAAAGUGGUUAUCUACAAGUUCGAAGCAAGAGCAAUCCUAGUCAGAUAUUUUCUGUGGGCGAUAAUGGAAAUACGUUCGAUAUGAUGAAAGGAUUGAUUCGGCAUAAAAUUCGAUGA